GGGGUCGUUCUUGGAUCAUUGAUUCCGGAGCAAGUGAACAUAUCAUUUGUAAUAAUGAUGGUCUCAUUAACAUCCAACCCCAUGUUUCAACACCAACGGUAAAAAUUCCUAACGGUGACUCAGCUUCUGUUCAAGCUAUCGGUAGCUUAUGCCUAUUCAAUGGCCUCCGACUACAAAGAGUCCUAUAUAUUCCAGAUUUCAAGUGCAAUUUACUCUCAGUCAACCGUCUUAUAAAUGAUUGUAACUGCACACUUACAUUUUUUAAUGAUUUGUGUAUUUUACAGGACUUACCCUCGAGGAAGCUGAUUGGGGUGGGCAAAUGUCGUGAUGGUCUCUAUUAUUUAGAGUCACCAGAAAAUAAGGGAGUGGCAAUGUCAGUUUCUAUUAAUCUUGAUUUGUGGGAUCAGCGGCUGGGACAUGCUUCAGAUCAAAGGUUACAUAAUAUUGCUAGUCUCCAAGGGUCAAAGCGAUUUAACAACUUCUGUGACUCCUGCAUACGAGCAAAGCAGACUCGUCUACCUUUUCCAGUCAGUAUCAUUAAGACAACUUGUUGUUUCGAAUUAAUACAUUGUGAUAUUUGGGGUGGCUAUAAGUGUGAUUCUAUUACCGGGGCACGUUAUUUCUUGACCAUAGUUGAUGAUUUCACAAGAGCUGUUUGGGUCUAUUUAAUAAAAAAUAAAUCUGAGGUUCCCCAAGUACUAAUUCAGUUUUUUAAAA
Messenger RNA from Cuscuta epithymum, 717 nucleotides. Lineage: Eukaryota; Viridiplantae; Streptophyta; Magnoliopsida; Solanales; Convolvulaceae. The record is from the annotation of a GenBank genome assembly.